UUGCCACGCGGCAGAAAUCAAGACCCUCCUUUUACCAUUUACAUACAUAUGCAACUUAGCAACUUAGCAACUUACACAACUUACCUCUACACAUCCUACACAUCCUACACAACCUACUACAUAACCUACGUGUGAUAUCUUACAUUGAACACAACUACAACCGUCAAGGUCAAUUUUAUGGGUGAAUCCGAUAUGAUAUCUACAAUCACUUUGUGACAUCCUAUAACUGCCGACCUGCAAAAACUCAUGCUGUUCAUUCACAUCCGUUCACUUCAACACCUACCAUACAACACGACUUGAAGCCAUGAUCUACUUGUAAAUCCCCCUUUCCCCAAUAUUUGCGUGUUGCAUCUCUGUCCUUCGUUUAUACUCUCACCAAUCUGCACUGCACCGCAAAUUCGACAACUAUAAUGCCUCAUUCUACGAGCUCCGGCUCAUACCCGCGAGACCCAUCCAUUCCGCGAUCCAAUGCCAAGCAUCACGCAGACCCAGAUAGUGAUACCAGCUCCGGCCUCGAGAAAUUCCCAGACCAUAUCGAUUCUCCAGCAAUGCGCGCCAGUGGUGCGAGGUCAAUAAGCCCUGCCGCUUUAAACGCAUAUGGGAUCGGGUUAAGUGGAGGGGCUCACAUCAAUGGAGAUCGCUGGAUGCCGCGAAGAGACCUAUCUGCAUCAAGAGGUGUACGAUGGGGUUCUCCUCUAGGACCAUCGCCUGGCCCUUCUCGAGGUCAUGGGCGACAGAAGAGCAUUAGUGAAGCCUUUCGUACUAUCAGAGGACGAAAUGGUAGUGUCAGCCAGAAUGCCCACGAGCUGGCAGAUGCUCUACGGGCACCUGUAUCUCCUAGGCUUGUUUUCCUUUGCGUCAUGUGGUAUAUGUCUUCUGCUUUGACAAAUACCUCCUCGAAGUCAAUCCUCAAUGCUUUCGACAAACCUGCUACCCUGACCAUGAUCCAGUUCUUCUUGGUCGCAUUCUAUUGUAUAACCUUCUCGUGGUUAGCAUCAGUAUUUCCAAGUUUACGAACAUCCAUCCCAGCACUGAAGAACGCCAUCCGAUACCCGUCGCGAGAUGUCAUCACAACUACUCUUCCAUUAGCUGCCUUCCAAAUAGGUGGCCAUCUACUAAGUUCGACAGCAACUUCCAAGAUCCCGGUCUCUAUGGUUCAUACUGUCAAAGGACUUUCUCCACUAUUUACCGUCUUUGCUUACCGAUUCAUCUUCGAUAUUCGAUACCCAAAGGCGACAUACUUUUCGCUAGUGCCAUUGACUAUGGGUGUGAUGCUCGCUUGUUCGUCGAACCACACCUUUAAAGGAGAGAUAGUCGGUCUCAUCUACGCUCUUCUAGCCACCAUCAUAUUUGUCACGCAGAAUAUCUUUUCUAAGAGACUUUUCAAUGAGGCCGCCAAAGCUGAAGCAGAUGGACAGUCUGCCAAAUCUCGCAAACUCGAUAAGCUAAAUCUUCUUUGCUAUUCAUCCGGACUUGCUUUCUUACUGACCUCCCCUAUCUGGUUUUGGAGUGAAGGUGUUGGUCUAAUCAGGGACGUUUACCACGACGGUUCGGUAGACCUGUCUUCACACCCUAACAGCUUUGAUCACGGACGUUUGACAAUCGAAUUCUUAUUCAAUGGAACUUUUCAUUUUGGACAAAACAUAUUAGCCUUUAUUCUGCUGUCGAUGGUUUCGCCUGUUACGUACUCGGUUGCAUCCCUUAUUAAGCGGGUUUGGGUUAUCAUAGUCGCAAUUCUGUGGUUCCGCAACCCUACAACUCCGCUUCAGGCUGUGGGUAUUGGCCUUACGUUCCUUGGCCUUUACUUGUAUGACCGAACCAACGACAGUAAUAAAGCCGACCGUCGCGCACGUCUUUUGAGCCAAAGUGCAGGACGAGACCAGCCCUUAUUACCACUCAACACUAGCCAAGGAGGUUCUAUUUCCACUGGUCAACCAUUGCAGAUCUUUGAAAGUCCAAAGCCAACGUCUAAUGGAUCAGCAUCUCAUACUUAUACCAACGGAUUCUCCUCACAACCUAACUCAGGGGCUGACGACUUUAAGAAGAGUGAUGAUGCUGGUAAGGGACGGCAGAGGGGAACUAGUAAUGCGGCCUGGCUGCCACCGGGUACCAAGCAGGAGGAAACGUGGAGGUAUGAGGAUCGAGUUAAGAGAUAAACGGCUCGAUGGGUGUACUUCGACUCCUACACAGCCUUUCACGAUAUGAGGCGGAGGGGGCUUAUAACGCAUUGAACGAUACGGGAUAAACGUUGAAGAUGAUUAUAGACUUGCGACACACUAUGGCUGAGUACCUACAUGCCAGGUAGGUGGGCUUGGGCGCCUAGGUACUACAUACCUUAGUCAUAUAAACUGUUGUUUGUAUCAUCUUGUACAUAGAAUUUCUAGGGAUUUCACUAGGCAGGGACCUCAUAAGGCAUAGGGUGUGAAUUGGAGUUGGAAUGUUUGACUAUUAGGAUUGGCCGAUUUUGUAUUAAGUGUCUUAUAAAAUCAAUGGGAUGCCAUCUCUCUUUUCUUUUUCUUUUUUUCUCCUAUUUUUUCUUUUUUUUUUCUCUUCUGUUCUUUUUGCUGACACCGCGUGGGAGUCGGAGUUACAUACAAUUAUUUAUCCAUGUACUUCGUAUGUAGAGGGCAUUAUAAAUACCACUUGUUCCUAUCUAUAAAAGUGUUACACAUGCAUAUAGAUAGCAUCGGGUACUUGGGAAUAGACCUAGAUAUGUACAUAGUACUACAUAUGCAUAAGAAUAUAUACAUGGAUCAUGGUGUUACUGAUUUGUGUGUGGUAUAGUGUGUGGUUAAGCCGUAAACCGCAUAAAAGGAAAGAACUUC
Molecule: messenger RNA, 2825 nt
Organism: Hypoxylon fragiforme
Lineage: Eukaryota; Fungi; Ascomycota; Sordariomycetes; Xylariales; Hypoxylaceae
Product: TPT-domain-containing protein
Exons: 2
Coding region: 411-2156 (581 amino acids)
Biological process (GO): phosphoenolpyruvate transmembrane import into Golgi lumen
Cellular component (GO): Golgi apparatus; endoplasmic reticulum
Molecular function (GO): phosphoenolpyruvate transmembrane transporter activity; antiporter activity
Source: RefSeq, a predicted model, not a curated record